AUAGACUCAUAGCUUAGCCAUUUUCAUUGCUAAAGCUUAGUCGUACUGCUGCCUCUUCCAUUCACGAGCAUUUCCACUAUUUCAAAGUGAGAGAGAGAGAGAUCUUCCAUUGAUGUGGCUUGUGGAGGAAGAUGAAGAGACUCUGUAAGGCGUUGUGAGAAAGUUUUGUCGAUCUUAUUUGAGGCAGUGUUGUUUAGUUUAAGAGGAUGGGGAAAACGCCGUGCUGUGCGAAGGAAGGGCUGAGAAGAGGCCGUUGGACGGCGGAGGAAGAUGAUAAACUGAAGAAGUAUAUCGAAGCGAACGGAGAAGGUUCAUGGAAAUCGUUGCCGAAGAAUGCCGGGCUGUUGAGGUGUGGAAAGAGUUGUAGGUUGAGAUGGAUUAAUUACUUGAGAACGGAUUUGAAGAGAGGGAACAUCACUCCUCAAGAAGACGAAACUAUUCUCAAGUUGCACACAACUUUGGGCAACCGGUGGUCACUAAUUGCUGGACAUUUACCCGGACGAACAGAUAACGAAAUAAAAAACUACUGGAAUUCUCAUUUAAGUAAGAAACUCUACAGCUCCCCUAAAAAGAAUUCUGGCAUUCCAAAGCGAACCACCAGCCGCCGAGGUCAACAACCAAGCAGCAUCAAACCAUCUAUUUUACAGAAGAAGAACAUGAAGAAGGCCAUACCAAAAGAAGAAGGUUCCCAACCUAAUUCCAUACCUGAGGGACCUGAAACAUCCAAGCCUAGUCAAGAAGAAGAAGAAGAAGAAGAACAGGCUACCACCACUUCUCGAUUGGACUGUGACGAUGAGGAGAAAAAACUAGAGAGCCAUAAUUCCACUAUGAAGGACCCAAAGCUAGAGGAAGAAAAUUGGGACCUGGGAUCAUGUGAGUUUACGGCCGAUGCUGAGAAACGAGGAAACGGGUUCACAAUUGUGGAGAGUGUGGAAUGGUGCUACUCUGCUUGGCCUUCAUCGAUGAAUUCCAGCUUUAAUAAUAAUGAAUGGCUGAAUUGGGAGUGGGAAGAUGAUGGGGUUUUAGGUUAAGGGCUCUAAAUAUAAUACUCCCAAUGGGGAAAGGAAUAAGGUCAAUAGGCUCUUCAAAUUUGCUGUAAUAAGGUCAAAGUACUGUCCUUGAAAAUGACCAGUGUCCCCCCGGACAAUAAUUAUUUUAUCUCACCGAAUUUCAUGUUCGAUAGA
Messenger RNA from Cucurbita maxima (winter squash), 1184 nucleotides. Its product is annotated as transcription repressor MYB6-like. The transcript is spliced from 3 exons. Lineage: Eukaryota; Viridiplantae; Streptophyta; Magnoliopsida; Cucurbitales; Cucurbitaceae. The coding region runs from base 207 to 1031 and encodes 274 amino acids. The record is from RefSeq and is a predicted model, not a curated record.